AUGUUCGAUAUGUUUCUGGCGUUGCGCCGCAAGCCAGAUUGCCAGGGCCAAGGAUUGCAGACGAUCGUCCUCAGCCCAGAAGAUACACCGUCAGAUUUCGCGCGCUGUAUCCUGCAGGGCACCUCCACAACAUUGCGUUCAACUCUGGCACCCGCAUCUGAAGUGUGGCGUCCUUUGCACCAUUUUUCCCACUUGCGCAGUGUAUCAGAGAACCCGGUCGUGAAGUGGGACUCCUGGGCAAGCUGGCCGAAACAUGAGGUGGUUGCGACAUCAGUUGCUGUGCAGGGCCUGUCAGCGAAGCCCAAGCGCAACACAACGUGCCAGCAAUUGCACAUUCGAAGUGAGCCUUUUGCCAGCGGCAACAUGAGAUGGGCCUUUCCUGCUGCGUCUGACGUGGGUUUGCGCAUGGUGGUCAAGGUCCACAAGGAUGAGACAUAUGUGGGGCCAGAGAUGGCUCUUGCAGACGUUGAAACGCAGGCCUACGCGCAGCUCUUCGCGAAAGAAUUCUCGCAACAAUUCCCUGAAGCCCCGGUGCAGUUCCUGAGUUCGUGGAUGCUAGAGAUGCCGACGUGGGAGGUUGCGUGCCACGCUACCGCGGAGCCGUUCCUUCCGGGUGUCUAUGAGAAGUACACAAACAACAGCGGGUACACUUCCCAGACAGCUCAGCUUGCUGAGGCCUUCUCGCAUUUCACCUGGAGGGUUCGACCUGCAGAUCUGGACGGAUCCACAGAUACACAGCACAAAGAAGGACUUCUUCAGCUGGGGAAACUUGGGCAGUCACCAAUGCAAUUGGGAUUCGAUGCUGUUUCCGAGGGCGAGUUGUGGGAGACUGUGUCGGUAAAGUCAGACCUGCAGUCGACGGGAGCUCAGGUGGAGCAGCAGUGGGUUGGUUGGCUGCUCGGUAAGGGCGGCGCGGCUGUGCGCGAUUUGGAGGCAUCUACCGGGGCAAAGAUUUCCUUCAAUCAGGAGUCUAAGGACCAUGGCUUCAGCACCAUCAACAUGAGUGGUGCGCCGGGGCAGAUCCUCGCAGCCUACGAUUCGAUGACGGAAUCCCUGAAGCGUGCCGGCGGAGUCUUGGGUGAGCUGCCGCAUUGGAUAACCUCGAUGCAACCUGGGCGCAAACCGCCGCUGUCGGUGCUUCCCAGAGGGGGCGGCGGCCUUGGCGGUUGCGCCGGCGGCUGUGGCGGCGGCAGUGCGCCAGACCUGUCACAAGCCAUGGUUGUGAUAGCCCGGGCCUUCGUAGAGGAGAGCGGUCCCGAUGGACUGCGUCGGGUCCUGCCGUUGUUGCAGGAUCUGCUCGCGAGCCGACCGGAUCUGAUGGCGACCCUGACGCGGAUUUCGCAGUCCUCCGGCGGAUCGGCGAAAGGAGGGAAGGGAAGGGCUGCUGCAGCGGCUCGGGAGAGGAGCCGUAGUCCGCAUCGCGCCGAGGUGAAGGUCGAGCAACACCUCGUGGGCUGGUUAGUAGGCGGCAAGGGCCGCACUGUGCAGCAGAUCGAGGAGGAGACGGGAGCUUCGAUUCAUAUCGAUCAGUCCACAAAGGACGCUGGCUACAGCGUCGUCCACGUCUCCGGAAACCUCAGUGCAGUCCAGCACGCAGAGAAGCGAAUCCAGGGCUCGCUCGCGAUUUUCAACAAGGAGCCGGGUAGCGACAACAUCGAAAUGCAGGUCGAGCAACGUCUCGUCGGUUGGAUCCUCGGCAAGUCCGGCACGGUGUUGCGCGAGAUCGAGUCUCAGAGUGGUGCCUGGGUGGCCAUUGACCAAGCCACCAAGGAGCUGGGCUUCAGCACUGUGCGCAUCAGUGGCGACCCUUUGGAAUGCCAAGCAGCCAAGCAGUUGAUCGAGGUCAAAAUCAAGGAGGCCACCGCCCGGCAAGAUGGCAGCAUUGGCUUUCGGCCAUGA
Messenger RNA from Symbiodinium sp. CCMP2592, 1899 nucleotides. The record is from the annotation of a GenBank genome assembly. NCBI's taxonomy places the organism in Eukaryota, Dinophyceae, Suessiales, Symbiodiniaceae.